AUGGAGCAGGGAAAUUACACCAGGGUGAAAGAAUUCAUUUUUCAAGGACUGACCCAGCCCCAAGAGCUGAGCCUGGUCUUAUUUCUUCUGUUAUCCUUGGUGGACACAGCUACCGUGAUGGGAAACCUCCUCGUCAUUGUCACUGUGACCUGUGAGUCUCGCCUUCACACCUCCAUGUACUUCCUGCUCUGCAAUCUCUCUGUCUUGGACAUCUGCUUCUCCUCCAUCACUGUUCCGAAGGUCCUAGUAAACCUUCUUACAACGAGAAAGACCAUCUCCUUCAAUGGUCGCACCACACAGAUGUUUUUCUUCCACCUCCUCGGUGGGGCAGAUGUUUUCUGUCUCUCUGUGAUGGCCUUUGACCGCUACAUGGCCAUCUCCAAGCCCCUGCGCUAUGUGACUAUCAUGAGUAGGGGGUGAUGCACUGCCCUCAUUGUGGCCUCCUGGGUGGGGGGCUUCGUCCACUCCAUCGUGCAGAUUUCCCUCUUACUCCCACUCCCCUUCUGUGGACCUAAUGUUGUGGAUGGUUUCUACUGCGAUGUUCCCCAGGUCCUCAAACUCACCUGCACCGACACCUUUGCCCUUGAGGUCUUAAUGAUUUCCAAUAAUGGCUUGAUCUUUACACUGUGGUUCAUCUUGCUUGUGUCCUACACAGUCAUCUUGACAAUGCUGACGUCUCACACUGGGGAGGGCAGGAGAGAAGCCAUCUCCACUUGCACAGCCCACAUCAUGGUGGUGACCUUGCACUUUGUGCCCUGCAUCUACGUCUACGCCCGGCCCUUCAUUGCCCUCCCCAUGGACAGAGCUGUCUCCAUUACCGUCACUGUCAUCAUUCCUGUCCUGAACCCCAUGAUCUACACCCUGAGGAACCAGGAGAUGAAGUCAGCCAUGAAAAGACUGAAGAGGAGAUUUGGGCCUUACAAAAAGAAAUAG
Messenger RNA from Lagenorhynchus albirostris (white-beaked dolphin), 933 nucleotides. RefSeq names its product olfactory receptor 4D9-like. Lineage: Eukaryota; Metazoa; Chordata; Mammalia; Artiodactyla; Delphinidae. The record is from RefSeq and is a predicted model, not a curated record. The transcript has a single exon. Gene Ontology annotation, biological process: G protein-coupled receptor signaling pathway. Gene Ontology annotation, molecular function: G protein-coupled receptor activity; olfactory receptor activity. Gene Ontology annotation, cellular component: membrane.